AUGGACACCGCUGGUCACGACACCAUGGCCGAGGUCACAUAUGAUGACGACGAUGUGAUGUUCAUUCAAUUUGAUGACGAAGACGACGGCCCUGUUCCCAUUCAGGCCCCUCUUCCUCGUGAGAUACUCGAAUGGAUGUACCCUGAUGACAAAGCCAUGGUGGACUUACACUGUCAAAUGAAGCUUUCCGACCAUGCCCCCUACAUUGGCCUCCGGAACGACUUCCUUCAAGAGUCUAUCGUUUAUAAAGGACAGGAACCCGGCAUUGCAGGGGGAACGAUCUCGGUAGCGUUUGCUUAUGAGGGAGAAAUUGACCCGUCAGCUGCUUUCACGCUGAGGGCCCGUGAAACCAGAAUUGUGAUCGAGAGCGAUGACGACUCGCUCCCUGUCGACAACAUAAAGCCAGGGUCCUGGUUUCGGCGUGAUCCAAAGCCUGAGGACGGAGAAGGAUAUGGAUCAGCAGCGGAGCCACCGAUGAUCAUUUACGACGAUUUGGGGAAUAUCCUGAAGCUGCGGCAACCAGGGAAGAAAAACUAUUUUGAGGCCAUCACAGCUCAGCAGACUGAUGGCAAGAAUGGCUUGAAAAUGGGUCAUUGUCCGUACGAGGUAGAUGACAACAACGAGCAGGAUCCAUAUUAUCUUGGUCCUACUGUUGGCUGGGCACCAUACUUCCUUAACGACAUGCCAAGUGCAGGAUGCUUUACGCCAGAAAAGUGUUUGGUGGAUGUAGAAGAUCAGAUUCCGCUGCCUUUUGUUCGCUGUCUGUAUGAGACGGACUCUCCGUUGGCUCUUCCAUACCGUGGUCAACAUCACGACUUCCUCCCCAUAUACAGAACUCGCCUGCGCCAGGGAAUGCCGAGAAAAUGUUUUGGGGAGGCCAGCAAGAGUCCUGUUCGUGGGGACAUCAGCCUCUCCGAGUACGCCAUUCUUACUGGGAGAUACAGAGACUGGACCCGACUCCUCAUCGGCCUGGAGAUGAUUCGAGGCCAGCAAAACCGACGCUACUAUGAGGCUGCAGCUACGGGACUUCUUACAAUCAUUCAUUACUUAGGUCGUCACUUGAAAGAGCUUGAAAAGCAUAACAGUGACAUUCGUGUCUCUGCCGAGGAGAAGACGGCUUUUUGGCAACGUAUCCGCGAAAUGCUGGAGAGCGUGUUUUGUCAACAAACGAUGAGUAUGGGCCAUAUCAUGAACGGCCGAUUCGAAAUGGUACCCAGGAGAACAAGCAGUGCAGAGACACCGCUGGCAGGCCGUCCGUUCAGACAGCCCGGAAUGCUGCCCGAAAAUUGGUGGAUCUAUGGCAGGGAAGUCGACAAGGAUUGGAUCGACUAUUUCAGAGACCAUUUCUGGGGAGGUUCGGUUCUCGAAAAUGACAUGUUCGUUCCUGUUCCUGCCCAUUUCUGUGGUGCUUUCCAGGCGCCACAGACAACUGCAGAUACCGAGAUGACGGACGAGGAGCCAGCUGGGGGCAGACAGGGGCAAGCAGAACAAAACACGCAUGACAGCCAGGAUCGUGAACGAAUGCAGCCCUUCAACAUCGUCGCACAAUUCACAAUGGAAAACCUGAGGGAGAUCAUGAACCAGAUGUAUUGGGUUCUUUACGGAAUCCCAGGCGAGGCGCCAAUAGUCGGAUCCGAGGACUACUUUUCCAAAGAUGAGUAUCAUUAUCUUUAUCGGAUGGCCAUUUAUUGCUGCCGAGAAUUGAGGAAGGUGGAUCCAGACAGAAUGCCUCCGUCGCGCUACAGCAACCAAAAGAUGUUGCGAUAUGCCGGCAGGAAGUACAGGCACCACAUUGAAGAGUUUAGCGUUUGA
Molecule: messenger RNA, 1812 nt
Organism: Grosmannia clavigera kw1407
Lineage: Eukaryota; Fungi; Ascomycota; Sordariomycetes; Ophiostomatales; Ophiostomataceae
Exons: 3
Coding region: 1-1812 (603 amino acids)
Source: RefSeq, a predicted model, not a curated record